Molecule: messenger RNA, 1655 nt
Organism: Elgaria multicarinata webbii
Lineage: Eukaryota; Metazoa; Chordata; Lepidosauria; Squamata; Anguidae
Gene: PRSS23
Product: serine protease 23
Exons: 2
Coding region: 475-1593 (372 amino acids)
Biological process (GO): proteolysis
Molecular function (GO): serine-type endopeptidase activity
Source: RefSeq, a predicted model, not a curated record
ACCACCUCCCCUUUGAGGGGUGAUCCAAAGCUUGCAGAAGGAGAGAGAGAAAGAGAGAAGGAAAAGAGGGGAGGGCCGCCGAGGUGCCACCUGCGGAGAAAUUUCGGCUGCCGUCCUUCCUCCCCCCCCCGCCCACCUCCCAAAAACCCCACCAACGACAACAAUGACUCUAUAGGCAUCGCCUGGGGGCUGAAGCUUUCCAAGCAAAAUAGCUGCGCGUUGGAGAGGUGUGAAGAGAAACCCGCAAGCCCCACGCAGGCUGUGUGCUGCUGCUCGCCUGUGGGGCGAGGAAGAAGGCAAGAUCCGAGUUAGUGGGCAAGAUCCCGGCUCAAGGGUCGCAGCAGCACGGAGGGCUGGAAGUGAUGGGACUUCAGCCUUCACCUGCUUGAUUUACGCAUUUGUUUUUCAACUUUGCUGUCCUGAACAACUCCGAAGAAGGGCUCCGCCGCGGCGAGGAAGAGACCGGUGUUCACCAUGUCAUGCGUACCAGCUUUUCUCUUACUCCUGUGGACUGUAAAAGGAGUGAUACCCUCACAUUCUCACUGGAAGCCAACCUGGCCGGCCUACAAGGUCCCAGUCGUUGUACCACAAUUAACUAUUAAUUUGGACAAACCAGAGUUUGAAGCCAAAGCCAAACUGGAAGUGGCGUCCCCUUGUGGCCCAUCUUGCCACAAAAGUAUCCCACUACCGACUUACGAAGAGGUGAAAGAUUACUUGUCCUAUGAGACUCUGUAUUCCAACGGUUCUCGUACCGAGACGGAAGUUGGCAUCUACAUCAUUACCGGCGGCAGUACUGGGGCACAGAGCCGAUCUCGGACAAAGAGGCAAAUCUACGGAUAUGACACGAGGUUUAGUAUUUUUGGGAAGGACUUUUUGCUCAACUACCCCUUUUCCACUUCUGUGAAGUUGUCCACGGGCUGCACCGGAACGCUGGUGGCUGAAAAGCACGUCCUAACGGCGGCUCACUGUAUUCAUGAUGGCAAAAGUUACGUCAAGGGAGCCAAGAAGCUACGGGUGGGCUUCCUGAGGCCCAAGCUGAAAGAUGGCAGCAAGGGGGCCAACGUCAGUAGCUCCCCGGAGCCGGAGAAGAUGAAAUUCCAGUGGAUCCGAGUGAAGCGGACACAUGUUCCCAAAGGAUGGAUCAAAGGGAAUGCGAAUGACAUCGGCAUGGAUUAUGACUAUGCCCUGUUGGAGCUCAAGAAGCCCCACAAGCGAAAGUUCAUGAAAAUAGGCGUGAGCCCGGCAGCACGCCAGUUGCCCGGAGGGAGGAUUCAUUUCUCGGGCUACGACAACGAUCGGCCGGGAAACCUGGUCUACCGUUUUUGCGAUGUCAAGGAUGAAACCUACGAUCUCUUGUAUCAGCAGUGCGAUGCGCAGCCGGGGGCCAGCGGUUCUGGCGUCUAUGUACGGAUGUGGAAGAGACAGACUCAUAAAUGGGAGCGUAAAAUUAUCGGGAUAUUUUCCGGCCACCAGUGGGUAGACACCAACGGCUCCCCCCAGGAUUUCAAUGUGGCCGUUCGCAUCACACCCCUCAAAUAUGCACAGAUUUGUUACUGGAUCACGGGCGACUAUCAGCACUGUAGGGACGGGUAAAGAUGAUGAAUGUCCCAGGAAGGUCUCGCUUGCUUAUCUGGGGCAGGGCGGGGUGGGGGGAA